GUGGUGAUGUGGUGGUAAAAACAUCUGCAAGGUAUUAUGUGCCUGAGCCCAGUUAGGGCCUCUUGAUAAGCUUUUUAAGACGUGGAGGGCAGCCACAGGGAUCCAUUCGUCUUGCUGCUGUCCAAGACGAGCCUCAUAUGUAAGUUCCCUUUGCUGUUUUGUUAAAACUGCCACCUAGCAACCUGGAGUGGCUGCCUCGGUCUUUGGUCUCUCCCCGCCCUCUGUGCAUGGGGGCCGGUUUCAGAGCACGCCAGGAGAGCUCCCUAACCUGCACCAUUCCAACCAUGUUGCUCAGUCAUCUCUUUCAAAGCCCCCUGCUUCUCAUUUGGGGGACUGCUUCCACGUUUAUACUGCACGAGGAGUACAAAGGCCACGACACAAAGACAGGCGUAGAGUGCUGAGGGGGUGUCUGUGAGUUUGAGGGAGUGAUGAUAUUUACUUGAUCGAGUCAGCAGGUCUGCUGGGGGCAUGAGGCACUGGCUUGCCAGGGGAGAUGUUCACCACGGCCUUUCUCCUUCACCCGACCUUCAUGUCCCCAGUGGCCCAGACUGCUCAGCCCCUCCCACGCCAUCACCUCUGCCCUGAGGCAGGGUCCGCCUUGCUGAGAGGCUGGACCUGAGCCACCAGUUGGAGGAACGUACUCCUGCCGGGCAGUGACUGCCGUCAUGGCCCUGCCGCUGCUCUGUCGCCUGUGCCUCCAAGCCCGCCGGCCACGUGGCAUUCCUGGGCUCGCUCUGCUGCCGCUGCUGGUGCUGCCACUCUGGGCAGGGGCCCGCUGCCCUUGCCAGGAUCCAGCGUUGUGCCAACCCAUCCGCCACCACCCUGACUUCGAGGUCUUUGUGUUUGAUGUUGGAUAUAAAACUUGGAAAUUUUAUGACUGGUCACAGAUUACAACUGUGGUAAUUUUUGGAAAAUAUGAUCCAGAACUUAUGUGCUAUGCUCAUUCACACGGAGCCAGAGUAGUGCUAAAAGGAGAUAUACCCUUAAAAGAUAUAAUUGAUCCUACUUUCAGAGCAUCCUGGAUAGCUCAAAAAGUUAAGUUGGCCAAAGCACAAUAUAUGGACGGAAUGAAUAUAGACAUAGAGCAAGAAGCUAAUUGUUUUUCACCUGAAUAUUAUGCAUUAACUGCUUUAGUCAAAGAAGCCACAGACUCUUUCCAUCGUGAAAUUAAGGGAUCACAGGUAACCUUUGAUGUAACUUGGUCUCCAAAGUGCAAAGACAGGUGCUAUAAUUACACUGGAAUUGCAGAUGCUUGUGACUUUCUCUUUGUGAUGUCUUAUGAUGAACAAAGUCCGGCCUUGUCAGAAUGUAUUGCAGCAGCCAAUGCUCCCUAUAAGGAGACAUUAACUGGGUAUGAUGACUACAUCAAGAUCGGCAUUAACCCUGAGAAACUUGUAAUGGGUAUCCCCUGGUAUGGUUAUGACUAUACCUGUCUAAAGCUAUUGGAGGAUCGUGUUUGUACCAUUCCAAAAGUCCCUUCCUGGAGGGCCUCUUGUGGUAUUGCUUCAGGACAGCAGGUGCCCUAUAAAAUAAUUAUGAAGCACGUAAAUAGUUCUAUUUCUGGAAGCCACUGGGAUAAAAAUCAGCAGGCCUCUUACUAUAACUAUAAAGAUUCUUCUGGCCAUCUGCAUCAAGUGUGGUAUGAUAACCCUCAGAGCAUUUCUUUAAAGGCAGCAUACAUACAAAAGCAUGGCUUACGAGGCAUUGGCAUGUGGCACGCAAAUUGUCUUGACUACUCUGGAGAUGCUGUAGCCAAACAGCAAACCGAAGAAAUGUGGAAAGUCUUAAACCCAAAGCUGUGACAGAUGAGCAUCUUUUGUCAAACUAAGAUUUAGAAAAAUGAUCUGUAUAAAUAGAUCCGUUUCUUGAAGAGAUGAAAAUGUAUACAUUUUUGUCAUAUAAUUUAGUUAUCAUAUUUAAAAGCAAUUAAAAGCAGAUAAAUGCUUUGGUUAUCUAAAAACAAAGGUAAGAAGUCAACUUGCUAUAUUUAUUCUUCUGUGUUUAAUACUAUA
Molecule: messenger RNA, 2012 nt
Organism: Lynx canadensis (Canada lynx)
Lineage: Eukaryota; Metazoa; Chordata; Mammalia; Carnivora; Felidae
Gene: CTBS
Product: chitobiase
Exons: 7
Coding region: 666-1802 (378 amino acids)
Biological process (GO): carbohydrate metabolic process; chitin catabolic process
Cellular component (GO): extracellular region
Molecular function (GO): chitin binding; chitinase activity
Source: RefSeq, a predicted model, not a curated record